Messenger RNA from Anarrhichthys ocellatus (wolf-eel), 4866 nucleotides. RefSeq names its product potassium channel, subfamily K, member 3a (gene kcnk3a). The coding region runs from base 68 to 1258 and encodes 396 amino acids. Gene Ontology annotation, cellular component: plasma membrane. Gene Ontology annotation, biological process: stabilization of membrane potential; potassium ion transmembrane transport. Lineage: Eukaryota; Metazoa; Chordata; Actinopteri; Perciformes; Anarhichadidae. The transcript has 2 exons. Gene Ontology annotation, molecular function: outward rectifier potassium channel activity; potassium ion leak channel activity; open rectifier potassium channel activity. The record is from RefSeq and is a predicted model, not a curated record.
CCGAGCUCCCCGUCCUCCAGACCCGCGCUGACACUCCGCCCGUCCCCCUGACACGCACCACACCACCAUGAAGAGGCAAAACGUGAGGACCCUCGCCCUCAUCAUCUGCACCUUUACCUAUUUGAUAGUCGGCGCCGCGAUCUUCGACGUGCUGGAAUCCCGGAAGGAGACGACCCAGAAGGGGUAUCUGGACCAGAAGAAAGAGGUUCUGCUCAAGACCUUCAACCUGUCCACGGAGGACUUUGACAAGCUGGAGAAGGUGGUGCUGGAUUUGAAGCCGCACAAAGCUGGGGUGCAGUGGAAAUUCGCCGGCUCGUUUUACUUCGCCAUCACAGUGAUCACCACCAUAGGAUAUGGCCAUGCAGCCCCCAGCACAUAUGGAGGGAAGGCGUUCUGCAUGCUUUACGCCCUCCUGGGCAUCCCUCUCACCUUGGUCAUGUUCCAGAGCGUAGGUGAGCGUAUCAACACCUUCGUCAGGUACCUGCUCCACCGCCUGAAGAAGUGCAUUGGCAUGAGACACACUGAGGUCUCCAUGGUCAACAUGGUGAUCUUCGGCUUCAUAUCCUGCAUGAGCACGCUGUGCGUGGGGGCACUGGCCUUCUCAUACUUUGAGGACUGGACCUUCUUUCAUGCUUACUACUACUGCUUCAUCACGCUCACCACCAUCGGCUUCGGGGACUAUGUAGCGCUGCAGAGUAAGCAAGCUCUGCAGAACAAGCCGGAGUACGUGGCCUUCAGCUUCAUCUACAUCCUGACGGGCCUGGCUGUGAUCGGAGCCUUCCUCAACUUAGCAGUUCUGCGGUUCAUGACCAUGAACGCCGAGGACGAGAAGAGGGAUGCCGAGCAGAGGGCUCUUCUCGCUCACAACGGUCAGGCAGGUGGACACAUCCACUGUUCCGCAAACCAGGCCUCCUCCUCCUCCACGCCAUCUGGGUGUGGCGGAGGAAAUGGAGUUGGAGGUAACGGGGGAGGAGCGGCAAGCCGGGGUCUACGUAACGUUUACGCUGAAGUGCUCCACUUCCAAUCUAUGUGCUCCUGCCUUUGGUACAAGAGUAGAGAGAAGCUGCAAUACUCCAUACCCAUGAUCAUCCCACGUGACCUCUCCAGCUCGGACACCUACAUGGAGCAGGGGGAGGCUUUUUCCAACCCCCUGCACUCUAACGGCUGCGUGUGCAACUCGGGCAUCAGCUCAGUUUCCACUGGUCUACACAGCAUCAACAACUACAGAAGACUCAAUAAACGCCGAAGCUCCAUCUAAACCCAGAGGAUUUCACGCUUUAAGGUCAAGUCCCACUAAGGGGCCCUUCUACUGUGGUAAUAAAUGAGCUGCGGACAUCAGGAGGACUAAACUUCAGUCCUAAAGAGAUGUUUGCUUCUUUCUGGCACUGAAGAGCCUGGUGCUGCAGCAUCCAGACUCCAUGUUUUUAACCUCCAUAAGCUAAGCGCAAACCAUUUAGGACUAACAUCGUUACUGAUGUCACUGAGAAAUAAUGCUUAUGCUUGUUUAAGAUGCAUUCAUUACACAAACUCUGGAGCUGUUGCUGUUAGAAGACAGGCGAAAAAAACACGUGCAGCUCUCUCUGCACCUCUGAAUUCUAAUAUUAACUAUCAUGAUAUUGAAUUCAGUACUUUCUUUGUUCAUAAGAUAUAAUUUCAUGUUCUGAUGUGAAAAAGGACAAAUUACACUGUGAGACAUGUUUUUAAGAGGGAUUGUGCAUUAUGUCCCGAAAUGAAGAAAUAUUUUAUUGAAUAAUCUUAAAUACAUUUUUUCCAAAAGGAGUCUUUGGUUGUAAGUAAAAUACUCACUGCAGUGAAAUUAAAUAAUGUGUAUGUUUGGACACUUCACUAGUUCUGUAGGUGUUAGUGAGGAAAAGCAUAUUUUUUUAGUGAAAGAUUUCAAAAAUAUUCUCAGUGUCUUCUCCUGUGUGUCUGUAACUGAAAUUCAGGUUCAAACCAAACUUUCUUGUCUGUUUCAUCUUCUUUCCCUCCAUGAGAAAACUCAUUUAAAUGACAGCUUUGAUGGAGGGUGAUCGAGCACCUUUGGCUUAAAUGUCUUGCUGAAGGUUUGGACACUUGUAGCUGUUGUGGGAAUCAAACCUGUGACAAUGUCCCGAUCCCUUUCAGACCUCAUCACUAUGAAUUGUUUUUUCAUAGUUUCUUCCUGCACAUCAAACUAUUUUAUGUACUUGUUGCUCGUCAUGUGUUUUCAUAUAGCACAACUAUUUUCUGAUAGUUUAAUUUAGCUGAUAGUUUAACUUAGCUGAUAGUUUAACUAAGCUCACUUUGUGCAAAGUCGAGAGUCAUAUGUUAUUCACUGCUGCACCUUAGAAGACAGUUGUAUAUGCUUAUGGGCAUUCAGCGCACUACUUUAUUUUUUUAUUUAAUGGAAUCACAUUAUGUUUUGUUAUGAGAAUGAUACGCCCUAAUUCAUUCUUUCUUGUGUUGUCGGUCUGCAAUGUUUGACUCGAUGCUCUGUGUUAUUAAUGAUUGAGAAUAAUAGCUAACCUCACUUAUAAAAGUUUGCACCUCAUGCACUUAGGGGGGGUCUUUGCUCCAGCCCACCUAAACAAACUUGAUUCAGCCAAAUGAGGUCUUUAUGCAGUGUUAAGUUCUGUCUUUUCUUGCAUAAUCAUGAUUAUUAUUUCUGUCUUUUUUUGUAGUUUUACUUUACAAUUUCUCAAUAUUUUAGUCCUAUCACAUUCAUUUCAGUCACAUUUUCAGCUUUUCUUUUUCUACUUGAACAGUCGGCUCUUUGUGUGGCUAUACAUUUACCAUGUGUUUUUUUGUUCAGUCAUAAUAAAAUAUUAUUUAAAUUAAAACAACGGUUUAUUCAUUUGAGUGUCAACUGAUCCAAUAACUGUUAUCUUGUUAUUAUUUUUUAAUUUUGCCCAUCGUUAGAAUGAAAUCAUCGGCAUUAACUCCUCAUCAAGGCUUACUAAAGGUGUGUUGAAUAUGGCUGUUAAUCAUUUACGUUGUUGAGAAAUCUACUGCAAUGAGUGCUGAAAUAGAGUCAAUGCCUACUGAAAACAAUAUAGAAAUUCAGGGGACACCAAAAUAAUGACAUUUGGCUAAAUGCUUGUUGCACACGUAACAAGUGUUAGGAUCACAGUUUUACCUUUCUUCCUGCUGAUGUAUAAGCUCACGUCUUAUUGCCUUCAUCCUCAGUUCUUCAGCUUAUCAAAACUCAGUUCUGGGUUCUUUACCCUGCAUCUCACCACAUAGCAGCUUUUAGCCAUUUUUCUGUGGUUUUCUAGCAGACUAAAGAGACAAGGAGGCACCUUCACCACAAAGUCAAUGAAGAGCGCUGAAUGGUUUUCCCCUCCGCUGUGGGUGGGACUCAGUUGUGCUCAGUUUCUGCAGCAGACAGUAUUAAAGACAGCCGUUUACAGUGUAGCCUAUGUCAUUCUAUAUACAUUCAACGUUCAAUGCUGUACAUAUUGCAGGUGAACUGGGCCGUCUCAGCCCUUUGUACCAUCAGGGAAUGAGUACUGGACAAACAGAGAUGCUAACGAUACAGAUCCAGCAUUCAUUCGGCUGAAAAUCUGACCUUUGUGGAACUCAACAGGAGAAAACAACUUUUAACAAACCAAAAUAAAGAAUAUUGUUUUCAUUUCAUGCUACAGAGUAAACAUGCAGAAUUACUUUAUAAAAACAGUCAGAUGUUUCAGAAAACAUUGUUGGUCCUGUUUAUGUCGAAGGAGUCAUCAUUUUGAAUAUUAUUGUUUUUCGCUGAUCUUGUGCCUUAUUUGUUUUUGCCGGACAUGUUUCUGCUUCUGUUUCUACUUCCUGUUUUCACUCAAGAUUGGUUUUAUGCUCAGGAAGCUGCUUUUUAAUUUAUAAAACAUGUGGUAUAACUGAAACAUAAACAUUUUAGGGAAAUCCAUCUUGUUAAAUGAAGUAAAACACACACACGCACCUACCAUGUGGCUAUGGUCUGUUCGGACACUGUUGCAGCAAAACUCACCCAUCGCUGCUUUUAUCAUGACUAACUUUUCAGCGAGGCUUUGCUGCCACAUUACAUAACCAAAGUUAGGACGAGGUGACUCUAAGUUUACUCACCCCUGUUAUGAUAUGUAUUAUAUAACUGUCACAUGCUCACCUCUAUAGCUGCAAACCAUGAACUCUUCCACUCCACUUACAAGGAGAAGCGAUCAGCUGAGAUCUCGAUGUCCUUACCUUUCAUCCUUCACCAAGCGAGCCCUGACAUAAGGCCUGACAUGCUCCACAGCUCAUCUUUAUCUUUACAUCAUCUGUCGUUCAGAUUUAAUACGACACCAGCACACAUAGUAUAAGAAGGCGUAACAAACUUAACAAUUAACCACAAUAUAGAUGUUUGACAUGUACGGUAAUCAAUGACCUGAGAUUAGGUUUGUUCAUGUCUUGCAGGACCAAAAUUCUGGGAUUAUGUUUUGCACUCUCUUAUUUUGGAUGAUGGAGUUCCUCAGGGAAACAUGUCUGGCCCAAUUCCAUUUCCUUUAUAGGCCUACAGUGUAUUCUCCAUCUCGCCAGCAAUAUCAUGCAUCAGGUUUUCAAUUACCAGUAUUAUGCAGAUGAACAGCAAUUGUUUAUCCCAGUUUCUUCCGUCAAGUCUAAUAAUAUUUUUUGUUACAUAUUUUGUUCUGCACAAAUUCUUACCCAAAGCGUGAACAUACAGUAGGACUAAAAAGACACUCCUGGAUGAUCCAAACCUGAAUCUGAGUGCAGUUUGGCAACACAAUGUAUUGAAUAAAAAGAAGUAUGAAGAAUUAGAAAAAUCUUUUCAGAUUGAGGAGCUUAGACUUUGGGGGAUUUAAAUGUCAUGAUACCACAUCCAAAUACUGUACAUAUCUUGCUAAAAUAAUGCCCCACCUUUUAAAGACCAGUCAG